Molecule: messenger RNA, 1082 nt
Organism: Trichobilharzia regenti
Lineage: Eukaryota; Metazoa; Platyhelminthes; Trematoda; Strigeidida; Schistosomatidae
Source: the annotation of a GenBank genome assembly
AUGAAGCCUUCGUUAAAUUCAAGUCUUUGCGUUUUAACACAAAAAAUUGGACGUCUGUUACUGAUUGGUUUAAAUCGACCAGAUAAAGGGAAUUGUAUAAAUCGGGAGACUGUAGCUGCAUUGAACAAUGUUAUUCAUAAUCAGUUUGAAAAAGAUAAUGAUAUAAUCGGUGGUGUAUUAUACGGUGAAGGUAAAGAUUUUUGUUUGGGUUUGGAUAUUGAAGAAUUAUUGGAGUAUAUUAAACAAAAUCCGAAUUAUGAUAACUCGAAGAUAAAUCAAAUGUAUUCUUGUUCAUCUACAGAUCCUAAUAAAAUCACCUUAACGAGUAAACCUCUUGUUGCAGCAAUCAAUGGCAAUGCUGUCGGUGGAGGUUUAGAAUUAGCAUUAGCCUGUGAUCUACGUGUAGCAGAAGUUGAUUCUGUUCUUAGCUUACAUAAAAGAAAACAUUGUAUACCUAUGAUGAAUAUGGGAACAAUACGCCUGCCCGCAUUGAUUGGUCUGUCACGUGCUCUAGAUAUGGCAUUAACAGGACGUGAGUUAAAUGCAAAUGAAGCUCUGCAAUUUGGAUUGAUAAAUCGUGUCACUGCUACAGGAACUGCUAUUGGCGUUGCAGUGAAAAUGAUUGAUGCUAUAACUCGUCUGCCAGGAUUAUCUGCUUUACUGUCUGAUCGGUCAAAUUUGCUCAGAGCCAGCUGUUCCUCUUCUUCAGACAAUUCAAAAUUAGCUAAAUUAGAAUAUAAUGAAGCAUUGAAUGCUUUACGAAAAGAAGGAGUUAAAGGAUUUCGAGAGAAUGCGAUGGACUUUAUCAAUACAAAAUGGUCGAUAUAAUCAUCAUUCAGUGUCCUGUCUACGAAUACCUUCUAAAUAUUAGACUUGUCUGUUUUUGUAAUUAUUGAAUUCAAUAAAGACCAUUCACUGAAUAUUGAUUCGUCAGUUUUUAUUCGUUGAGAUAAAUCUCCAUAUAUUAUGGCAUCAUUCUAUAGAUCAUUAAAUUGCUUUUAUUGUAUUAUACAUGACAGACAUAUUUAAUAAUUGCAUCCUUAAAUACAUUCACUGUAAUGUUAUGAUUUUAUACAAUAAAA